This is a messenger RNA of Caenorhabditis remanei, 960 nucleotides long. RefSeq lists its product as uncharacterized. The record is from RefSeq and is a predicted model, not a curated record. Bases 1 to 960 code for a protein of 319 amino acids. Gene Ontology annotation, biological process: transmembrane transport. Gene Ontology annotation, molecular function: UDP-N-acetylglucosamine transmembrane transporter activity; UDP-xylose transmembrane transporter activity. Lineage: Eukaryota; Metazoa; Nematoda; Chromadorea; Rhabditida; Rhabditidae. The transcript has 5 exons. Gene Ontology annotation, cellular component: endoplasmic reticulum membrane; Golgi membrane.
AUGGCUGCUGCUGUGAUCUCAACGACGUUAUUUGGUUGUGUUGGAUGCCAAGCGGGAAUCGAAUAUUUGCAAACAUAUGUAAAAAACAGUCUAAACCUCAUCACAUUCUCUUCAUUCAUCUUCACAGCCACUUAUGGAUUAAUAUUUCACUCGAAAUUCUUCACAGUGCCAAAUCAAAUUCCAAUUCGAUCGUAUGCAAAAAUAGUGGCGAUAUUCUUCACAGUCAACAUGGCCAACAAUUUAGCACUGAAAUUUGCAAUAUAUUUUCCACUUUUCAUCAUUUUCAAAUCGGGUACACUGCUGACAAACAUGACGAUGGGAUGGAUUAUACGAAGUUAUCGAUAUAAUUUGAAACAGAUUAUAGCAGUUGUCGUCGUCACUGCUGGAAUUGUCAUUUUCACUUUGGCUAGUUAUGAACCGGGAGCUGAUAUUAAUAUUCGUUCUGGAAUCGACUCAAACUCAUGGCUCAUUCCCGUUCCUCCAUUCGUCGUUGGAAUAGCUCUUCUCUCAUUUUCACUGAUUCUCAGUGCAUAUUUGGGAUUAUAUCAGGAGACAUUCUAUCAGAAACAUGGAAAACAUAAUGAGGAGAUGAUGUUCUAUGUGCAUUUUCUCUCAAUCCCUGCCUUCGCUCUCGUCGGAGAUGAGAUGACACCAGCAUUCCACGCCGCUAACGAGACUCCAUCGUUCGUUUUGGCUGGAAUCGAUACGAUAAUUCCAUCGGCAUGGAUUUAUAUUUUUGCGAUUUGUCUCUUUCAAUUCGGAUGCACAAAGGGUGUCUACAUGCUCUCCGCCGUGACGACAUCUCUCAACGUGACGAUGGUCCUGACUCUUCGCAAAUUCUUCUCACUUCUAAUCUCAUUCUUCGUAUUUGAAAACGCAUUCAACAUGUUUCAUAUCAUCGGCGCCGCUUUUGUUUUCAUCGGAACUUUUCUGUUUUCUGUGUCAUUUUCUCGAUUUUAA